AUGAACGGCCAGGCCCCUCCUCAUGAUGUCAUAGUUGCCAAUGGGACUGAGAAGCUCAUUGUCCCUAAAACCAUGAAGAACCAACUAGGAGCCAGCACUUCUUCGAGGCCCCAAGCAGAGGCUGCCCUGCCUACCACAGUCAGAAGUAUUGCUGGGGUAUAUAUGGAGUCCUCAGGACAGACCCAGAGCAUCUAUGCUGCUAUGAAGCAGGGCCUCCUGCCCACUGGGCUUGGGGUGACUUUACUUGAGGCCCAGGCAGCCACUGGGGGUCUCGUGGACCUUGCCCAGGGCCAACUUCUUUCUGUGUCUGAGGCUCUAAGGCGGGGUCUGGUGGGACUGGAGCUAAAGGAAAAAUUGUUGGCUGCUGAACGUGCAGUUACUGGGUAUCCCGACCCCUAUGGGGGUGAAAAGCUGGCCCUCUUCCAGGCCAUCAGGAAAGAAGUUAUAGACAGGACCCUAGGGUGGAGAUUGCUAGAGGCCCAGCUAGCUACUGGGGGCCUGGUGGACCCAACCCGGGGUGUGCAAGUAGCCCCAGAGCUAGCCUGCCAGCAGGGCCUUUUGGAUAAGGAGACAUGGCUCAGUCUGCUGGAGUCAGAGCCCAGUAUGGGUACCCCUGGUUUUUCUGACCCCAACACGCUAGAGCAGCUCCCAUACUCUAUGCUGUUGGAUAGGUGUGUGCAAGACCCCAGCACAGGGCUGCCCCUAUUGCCCUUAAAAACCACCUUCCACACCCUGGCUGGAGCAGCCAGCGCAGCAAUGCUGCUGGAGGCAGGAAUACUAAAUGAGGAGACAGUCCGAGGCCUGCAGAAAGGCACACUGGUGGUGUCAGAUGUGGGUACACGUCCCGAGGUGCAACGUUAUCUGGAAGGCACUGGAGGGUUAGCAGGGGUUGUCCUGUUGCCUGGAGGUCACAAGAAGAGCUUUUUCCAGGCUACGGUUGAACACUUGCUCUCAAAGGGCAUUGCACUACAACUCUUAGAGGCUCAGGCUGCUACCCGCACCCUCGUGCACCCAACCACAGGCCAGCGUCUGUGGGUGGAAGAGGCAGUCAAGGCAGGCCUGGUUGGCCCAGAACUUCAUGAGCAGCUCCUGGUUGCAGAACAGGCAGUGACUGGGUAUUAUGACCCCUUCAGCAGCUCCCGCAUCCCCCUUUUCCAGGCUAUGAAGAAGGGGCUUGUGGACCAGGCACUGGCUCUGCGCCUCCUGGAUGCCCAGCUAGCCACAGGUGGGCUUAUAUGCCCAGCCCGCAGAUUCCGGCUGCCCCUGGAGGCCGCCCUGCGCUUUGGCUGUCUGGAUGAAGAGACUCAGCAACAUCUCUCUCAGGCAAUGGGCUUUUCAGAUCCUACCACACACGAUCGUCUUCGCUAUGAGCAGCUGCUGGCCCUCUCUGUCACUGACCCAGAGACAGGGCUUGCUUUUCUGCCUCUCCCUGGAUUGUCCCAUGCAAACGAGCCCCAGGGACCCACAUUUAUUGAUCACUGUACUCGACAGGUCUUGAGCAAGGCCACAACCUCCAUCUCUGUAGGAAGAUACCAGGGCCGGCCUGUCUCCCUCUGGGAACUGCUCUUUUCUGAGGCAGUGCCCGUUAAGCAGAGGGCAAUGCUUGCCCAACAGCACCAGCAAGGGGCUCUGUCAGUGGAGGAGCUGGCAGCUGAGCUGAAGAGCAUUGUUGAGCAGGCUGCGGCAACUGCCAAAGUCACCUUUGCUGGGUUGAGGGACACUGUGACACCAGGAGAGCUGUUGAAAGCUGAGAUAAUCAACCAGGACCUGUUUGAGCAGCUGGAACGUGGACAGACCUCAGCCCAAGAUGUGGGCAGCCUGGACUCGGUGCAGAGGUACCUGCAGGGCACAGGUUGUAUUGCAGGCCUAUUGCUUCCUGACUCCCAGGAACGUCUCAGGAUCUAUGAGGCCCGUAGCAAGGGGCUCCUCAGGCCCGGUACUGCCCUGAUCUUGCUUGAGGCCCAGGCUGCCACAGGCUUUAUCAUUGACCCAAAAGAGAACAAGAGAUACUCUGUGGAGGAGGCACUGAGGGCGGGUGUCAUUGGGCCUGAUGUAUAUGCAAAGCUGCUAUCUGCAGAACGGGCAGUGACUGGCUACACGGACCCCUACUCUGGGGAGCAGAUCUCCCUCUUCCAGGCCAUGCAGAGGGACCUCAUUGUCAGAGACCAUGGCAUCCGCCUGCUGGAGGCCCAGAUUGCCACAGGGGGUGUCAUCGACCCUGUGCACAGCCACCGUGUUCCCGUGGACGUGGCCUACCAACGUGGCUACUUUGAUCAGAUGCUGAACUCUAUUCUGCUGGACCCAUCUGAUGACACCAAGGGCUUCUUUGACCCCAAUACACAUGAGAAUCUCACCUACCUGCAGCUUCUGGAGCGCUGUAUACAUGACUCUGAGACGGGUCUGUACCUCCUGCCCCUCAGUGGUACACGACCCCAGCUGGUAGAUAGUUCCACUCGGCAGGCCUUCCAGAGUCUACUGCUCUCCGUGAAAUAUGGACGGUUCCGGGGGCAGAGAGUUUCUGCGUGGGAGCUGAUUAACUCUGAAUAUUUCCAAGAGGACUGGAGGAGGCAGCUACUGCAGCGUUAUCGGCAGCACAAGAUCACACUGGAGCAGGUCACUCAGCUGCUGGAGAAAGAGAUGAGGAGGUGGGCAGACAUCACACUGCCGGCCCUACAAGGCCGGGUCACUGCCUACCAGCUCCUAGAGGCCCACAUCAUCAACCAGGAGCUCCUAGACCAGGUGCUGGCAGGAACAGUCAGCCCAGAUGCUCUCCUUCACAUGGGUGAUGUUCACAGGUACCUUCGGGGCUCAGGCACUGUGGGUGGUGUGCUGCUACAGCCCUCCAACCAGCGAAUCAGUCUCUACCAGGCCAUGAAGCAGAAGCUGCUGGCACCUAGUGUAGCUUUGGCCUUGCUGGAGGCCCAGGCAGCCACUGGAGCCAUCACCGACCCUGGCAGUAUGGAGACCCUUUCAGUAGAUGAGGCUGUGUGCCGGGGAGUUGUGGGAGCAGAGGUAUAUGGCAAGCUGAAGCAAGCAGAGCAUUCUAUCACUGGCUAUAGGGACCCCUUUUCUGGAAAAAAGGUGUCCCUGUUCAGGGCCAUGAAGAAGGGCCUUGUCCCUGUAGAGCAGGCAACCCGGCUACUAGAGGCCCAGGUGUCCACAGGAGGGGUCGUUGAUCCUACAACCCACCUCCACCUCCCCAUGCCUGUGGCGGUCCAGCGUGGCUGCAUUGAUCUAGAGAUGGAGGUGACCUUGUCCAGAUCUCCUGAGACCUUUCCCACACCCGAUGGCCGGGGGCACACCAGCUAUGCCCAGCUCCUGGAACAGUGUCUCCAGGACAAAGCCUCUGGGCUUCACCUCCUGCCCCUGACAGAAGAUGUUCCCAGCGUCCCAACUGACACACAGAUCCAGGAGACCCUACAAGCAUCAGCUGGCACUGAAGAUGGUUUAUCCCUCUGGGACUUGCUCACCUCUUGCCACUUUACCGAGGAGCAGCGCAGGGGCUUCCUUGAGGAUGUGAGGGUUGGGAAGAUGUCUGUGCCACAGCUACGGGACACUGUGUGCAGCUGGGUGCAUGCAGCUAAGCUUCUGGCCCGGGCCCGCAUCACUGUGCCAGGCCCAUGGGGUGAGGUCCCAGCCACUUGGCUACGAGAUGUUGGUAUUAUCACCCAAGAGACACUGGAAGCACUGGCACAGGGCACGCAGUCACCUGAGGACGUAGCCAAACAGCCUGCUGUGAAGACCUGCCUCUGGGGUACGGGCUGUGUGGCCGGUGUGCUGCUCCAGCCCUCAGGGACCAAGUUGAGCAUCGCCCAGGCUGUAAGAGAUGGCCUUCUGCCCACAGGCUUGGGCCAGCAGCUGUUAGAAGCCCAGGUGGCAUCUGGCUUCCUUGUAAAUCCACUAACCAACCAGAGAUUUUCAGUGGAGGGUGCAGUGAAGGCUGGCCUGGUGGGCAUGGAGCUGAGUGAACAGCUCAAAGAAGUUGAAAAGGCUGUGACAGGGUACUCAGACCCUUAUUCAGGAGGCUCCUUUUCUCUAUGGCAGGCCAUGGAGAAGGGGCUUGUAACCCAAACUGAGGCCUUUCCUCUCCUGCAAGUCCAGCUGGCCACAGGAGGUGUUGUGGACCCUACCCAUGGAGUGCACCUGCCCCAGACAGUGGCCUACAAGCUUGGCCUCCUGGAUGAGCAGACAAGCCAGGUGCUGACUGCCACUGGGAAGGAAAACAAGCUCUUUUUUGACCCCAACUCCCGUGAAAAGGUGACAUACCAGCAGCUCAAGGAACUCUGUGUGCUGGAUGCUGCCACUGGCCUGUGGCUGCUGCCACUGCCCCAGGACACUGUGCUUGAGGUGGAUGACCACACUGCCGUGGCACUGAGGGCUAUGAAGGUUUCCAUCAACAUGGGGAGGUUCCAAGGACACAGCGUGUCACUCUGGGAUCUGCUACACUCUGAGUAUGUUGAAGCUGAGAAGCGGAGGGAGCUGGUGGCCCUCUGUUGUUCCGGGAGGGCUGCUGCUCUGCGACAGGUCAUCAGUAUGGUCACCACCCUGGUGGAGGCUGCAGAGAAGCAGGCCCCGCAGGCCACCUUCAAAGGGCUCCGGAAACAGGUUUCAGCUGGGGACUUGUUUAGGUCCCAGCUGAUCACCAAGCAGACACUGGAUGAGCUCAACCAGGGAAAGAGGACAGUCCAGGAAGUGACAGAGAUGGACAGUGUGAGGAGAUCCCUGGAAGGAGGCAACUUCAUUGCUGGGGUCCUUAUGCAGGAUACAAAAGAGAAGAUGAGUAUCCCAGAGGCCUUGAGAAGGCACAUUUUGAGGCCAGGCACAGCUCUGGUGCUGCUGGAGGCACAGGCGGCCACGGGUUUCAUCAUUGACCCUGUGGAGAACCGGAAGCUAACUGUAGAGCAGGCGUUCCAGGCAGGGAUGUUUGCCAAGGAAACCUACAUGAAGCUGUUAUCAGCUGAGCGGGCUGUCACCGGCUAUACAGACCCUUACACAGGAGAACAGAUCUCUCUCUUUCAGGCCAUGCAGAGGGACCUCAUCGUCAGGGACCAUGGCAUCCGCCUGCUGGAGGCCCAGAUCGCCACGGGAGGCAUCAUUGACCCUGUGCACAGCCAUCGCGUGCCCGUGGAUGUGGCCUACCAACGUGGCUACUUCAAUGAGGAGAUGAACCGCAUCUUGGCUGACCCAAGUGAUGACACCAAGGGCUUUUUUGACCCCAACACGCAUGAGAACCUCACUUACCUGCAGCUGCUGGAGCGCUGUGUGGAGGACCCUGAGACAGGCCUGUACAUGUUGGAAAUUGUAAAGAAAGGAGAAACCUACACGUACAUUGAUGAGGCCACAAGGCAAGCACUGAGAUCCAGAACUGUGAAAAUGGACGUAGGGAAGUUUGCAGGCCAGACAGUGUCUCUGUGGGACCUGUUAUCUUCCCAGUAUUUUACAGAAGGAAGGAAAAGGAAAGUUUUGCGAGAGUACAGAGCCCAGAACAUAGGCCUGGAGAAACUGCUGGAGGUUAUCACCUCUACUGUGGAAGAAACAGAGAAGCAAAGCCAACUAUUCAAGGUGGCAGGCAUCCAUGGUGAUGUGACAGCUGCAGAACUGUUCAACUCUGGGAUCCUGGAUAAGAAGACCCUUGAUGGGCUCCACAGUGGGGACAGAGGGUGCCAGGACCUCUGCCAGCUGGAGGCUGUAAAUGUCUACCUGGAAGGCAGCAACUGCAUUGCUGGAGUGAUAGCACCCCUAACCCAGAAGGUAAUGAGCUUCUAUGAGGCCAGCAGGGAAGAACUCAUCCCCACAGGGUUUGCAGCACAGUUGCUGGAGGCACAGGCUGCCACUGGGUACAUCAUGGACCCUCGCACCCACCAGAGGCUGUGUGUGGAUGAGGCCAUAGCAGCUGGCCUGGUGGGUGAAGACCUGAGAGAGAGACUUGUGAAUGCAGAGAAGGCAGCAAAGGGCUACGAAGACCCAGCCACAGGGGAGACUAUCCCACUGUUCCAGGCCAUGGAGAAGAAAUUAGUUGGGAGGGAGGAAGCGCUGAGGCUGCUGGAGGUGCAGGUGGCCACAGGUGGAGUCAUUGACCCACUACACCACCAUCGAGUCCCUCUGGAUACAGCCUGCCAACGGGGCUGUCUGUGUGAUGACACCCGUGUUCUCAUUGCUGACCAAAAGCACAUGAGGAAAAGGUUUGUGGAUCCCAACACACAAGAAAAGGUCACAUACCAGGAGCUGCAGGACCGGUGCCAGCGGGAGAAGAAGUCAGGCUGGGCUCUGUUCCCAGUGGUCAAGGACACUAAGGACAUUGAGUAUGUUGAUGAGGCCACCAAAAGAGCCCUGGAGGCGGAGCAGGUGGAAGUGACCGUGGGGAGGUACAGAGGCCAAAGGCGAUCCGUGUGGGAGCUGCUGAACUCGGAGUAUGUGUCUGAGGAGAAAAAGAUUGAACUAGUUAGAAUAUACAAAGAGGACACUGACCGGGCACUGCAGAAGGUGGUAAAGCUUAUUCUACAAAUGAUCGCAGACAAGGAAGGGAAAAGCAGGCAACACUGGUUCCGAGGAUUACGAACUCAGGUCACAGCUGAGGAACUGCUGAGGUCAGGGGUCAUCACAAAAGAGACUCUGGAGGACCUGGAAGAAGGCAGAGCCACAGUGGAUCAGAUUGAGCGGAAGGAUGACGUGAAGAGAUACCUCAAGGGUACCAGCUGCUUGGCGGGUGUCCUGGUGCCUGUCCAGGGAGAGCCUGGCCGUCAGGAGAAGAUGAGCAUCUACCAGGCCAUGUGGAAGGGAGUGCUGAGGCCUGGCACAGCCCUGGUUCUGCUGGAGGCUCAGGCGGCCACCGGCUUCAUCAUCGACCCAGUGCACAACCGCAGACUGUCUGUGGAGGAGGCAGUGGCCGCUGGCGUGGUGGGUGGUGAGAUCCAAGAGAAGCUGCUGUCAGCUGAGCGUGCUGUCACUGGCUACACGGACCCCUACAAUGGGGAGCAGAUCUCCCUCUUCCAGGCCAUGCAGAGGGACCUCAUUGUGAAAGACCAUGGCAUUCGUCUGCUGGAAGCCCAGAUUGCCACGGGUGGUGUCAUUGACCCUGUGCACAGCCACCGUGUGCCCGUGGACGUGGCCUACCAACGUGGCUACUUUGAUGAGGAGAUGAACAGCAUUUUGGCUGACCCUGGAGAUGACACCAAGGGCUUCUUUGACCCCAACACCCACGAGAACCUCACUUACCUGCAGCUGCUGCGUCGCUGCGUGCGGGACCCUGAGACUGGGCUCUACAUGCUGCAGCUGGCAGGAAAGGGCUCCAGUGUGCACCACCUGAGUGAGGAACUGAGGCGAGCCCUUCGUGAAGCCCGUGUGACCCCAGCCACAGGUGACUUCCAGGGCCAGAGCAUCUCUGUCUGGGAGCUUCUCUUCUACCGAGAGGUGCCUGAGAGUCUGCGCCAGGAUCUGCUGCGUCGGUACCAGGCAGGUGGGCUGACCGUUCAGGAUGUGAGCACCACACUCACCUCACUGCUGGCCCAAGCCAAGGAUGGGAGCCCACGGGCGGAUCCACAAGGAACCCUGGGUCAGGCCACCAUGGAAGUAAAACGCGGUCAUCUCCAGGGCCAUGAGGUCCCAGUGUGGGACAUCCUGACAUCCAAUUAUGUGAGCAGGGACACCCGGAAGGAGCUGCUGGCCCAGUUCAGCUCUGGGACACUGACUCUACCCAUGCUGAAGAGGAGACUGACCACCAUUAUUGAGGAGGCUGAGGAGACACAGGAGUCCAAGCCAAAGCAGAGUGUCACCUCACUUAACCAACAGGAGACUGGGGCCAGAAGCUCAGGGACCUCCCCAGACACGGGUGAUGCUCAGGACAACACUGACAGUGCCAAGCAGCAUCAGGAGCAGACUCUGCGUGCCACCACCAUGCAGGUACAGCGUGGGCAGUUCCGGGACCAGCAAGUUUCAGUGUGGAAAGUCCUGUUCUCCUCAUACCUAAGUGAGACCCGCCGGGAGGAGCUCCUUGCCCAGCACUUGGCUGGCAGGCUGGGUGUGAAUGAACUAAUUUCCCUCCUCAUCCAAAUCAUCGAGGAGACAGAAGAGCGGCUCAGCAAGGUGUCUUUCCCUGGCCUGAGGCGCCAGGUGUCAGUGUCUGAGUUGUGUACCUCUGGUAUCCUUGACCGGGACACCAUGCGAGAACUGGCACAGGGCACCAAGACCAUUCAUGAGGUGACAGAGAUGGACUCUGUCAAGCGCUACCUUGGGGGUACCAGCUGCAUAGCGGGUGUCCUGGUGCCUGUCCAGGGAGAGCCUGCCCGUCAGGAGAAGAUGAGCAUCUACCAGGCCAUGUGGAAGGGAGUGCUGAGGCCUGGCACAGCCCUGGUUCUGCUGGAGGCUCAGGCGGCCACCGGCUUCAUCAUCGACCCAGUGCACAACCGCAGACUGUCUGUGGAGGAGGCAGUGGCCGCUGGCGUGGUGGGUGGUGAGAUCCAAGAGAAGCUGCUGUCAGCUGAGCGUGCUGUCACUGGCUACACGGACCCCUACAACGGUGAGCAGAUCUCCCUCUUCCAGGCCAUGCAGAGGGACCUCAUUGUCAAGAACCAUGGCAUUCGUCUGCUGGAAGCCCAGAUUGCCACGGGUGGUGUCAUCGACCCUGUGCACAGCCACCGUGUGCCCGUGGACGUGGCCUACCAACGUGGCUACUUUGAUGAGGAGAUGAACAGCAUUUUGGCUGACCCUGGAGAUGACACCAAGGGCUUCUUUGACCCCAACACCCACGAGAACCUCACUUACCUGCAGCUGCUGCGUCGCUGCGUGCGGGACCCUGAGACUGGGCUCUACAUGCUGCAGCUGGCAGGAAAGGGCUCCAGUGUGCACCACCUGAGUGAGGAACUGAGGCGAGCCCUUCGUGAAGCCCGUGUGACCCCAGCCACAGGUGACUUCCAGGGCCAGAGCAUCUCUGUCUGGGAGCUUCUCUUCUACCGAGAGGUGCCUGAGAGUCUGCGCCAGGAUCUGCUGCGUCGGUACCAGGCAGGUGGGCUGACCGUUCAGGAUGUGAGCACCACACUCACCUCACUGCUGGCCCAAGCCAAGGAUGGGAGCCCACGGGCGGAUCCACAAGGAACCCUGGGUCAGGCCACCAUGGAAGUAAAACGCGGUCAUCUCCAGGGCCAUGAGGUCCCAGUGUGGGACAUCCUGACAUCCAAUUAUGUGAGCAGGGACACCCGGAAAGAGCUGCUGGCCCAGUUCAGCUCUGGGACACUGACUCUACCCAUGCUGAAGAGGAGACUGACCACCAUUAUUGAGGAGGCUGAGGAGACACAGGAGUCCAAGCCAAAGCAGAGUGUCACCUCACUUAACCAACAGGAGACUGGGGCCAGAAGCUCAGGGACCUCCCCAGACACGGGUGAUGCUCAGGACAACACUGACAGUGCCAAGCAGCAUCAGGAGCAGACUCUGCGUGCCACCACCAUGCAGGUACAGCGUGGGCAGUUCCGGGACCAGCAAGUUUCAGUGUGGAAAGUCCUGUUCUCCUCAUACCUAAGUGAGACCCGCCGGGAGGAGCUCCUUGCCCAGCACUUGGCUGGCAGGCUGGGUGUGAAUGAACUAAUUUCCCUCCUCAUCCAAAUCAUCGAGGAGACAGAAGAGCGGCUCAGCAAGGUGUCUUUCCCUGGCCUGAGGCGCCAGGUGUCCGCUUCUGAGUUGUGUACCUCUGGUAUCCUUGACCGGGACACCAUGCGAGAACUGGCACAGGGCACCAAGACCAUUCAUGAGGUGACAGAGAUGGACUCUGUCAAGCGCUACCUUGGGGGUACCAGCUGCAUAGCGGGUGUCCUGGUGCCUGUCCAGGGAGAGCCUGGCCGUCAGGAGAAGAUGAGCAUCUACCAGGCCAUGUGGAAGGGAGUGCUGAGGCCUGGCACAGCCCUGGUUCUGCUGGAGGCUCAGGCGGCCACCGGCUUCAUCAUCGACCCAGUGCACAACCGCAGACUGUCUGUGGAGGAGGCAGUGGCCGCUGGCGUGGUGGGUGGUGAGAUCCAAGAGAAGCUGCUGUCAGCUGAGCGUGCUGUCACUGGCUACACGGACCCCUACAACGGUGAGCAGAUCUCCCUCUUCCAGGCCAUGCAGAGGGACCUCAUUGUCAAGAACCAUGGCAUUCGUCUGCUGGAAGCCCAGAUUGCCACGGGUGGUGUCAUCGACCCUGUGCACAGCCACCGUGUGCCCGUGGACGUGGCCUACCAACGUGGCUACUUUGAUGAGGAGAUGAACAGCAUUUUGGCUGACCCUGGAGAUGACACCAAGGGCUUCUUUGACCCCAACACCCACGAGAACCUCACUUACCUGCAGCUGCUGCGUCGCUGCGUGCGGGACCCUGAGACUGGGCUCUACAUGCUGCAGCUGGCAGGAAAGGGCUCCAGUGUGCACCACCUGAGUGAGGAACUGAGGCGAGCCCUUCGUGAAGCCCGUGUGACCCCAGCCACAGGUGACUUCCAGGGCCAGAGCAUCUCUGUCUGGGAGCUUCUCUUCUACCGAGAGGUGCCUGAGAGUCUGCGCCAGGAUCUGCUGCGUCGGUACCAGGCAGGUGGGCUGACCGUUCAGGAUGUGAGCACCACACUCACCUCACUGCUGGCCCGAGCCAAGGAUGGGAGCCCACGGGCGGAUCCACAAGGAACCCUGGGUCAGGCCACCAUGGAAGUAAAACGCGGUCAUCUCCAGGGCCAUGAGGUCCCAGUGUGGGACAUCCUGACAUCCAAUUAUGUGAGCAGGGACACCCGGAAGGAGCUGCUGGCCCAGUUCAGCUCUGGGACACUGACUCUACCCAUGCUGAAGAGGAGACUGACCACCAUUAUUGAGGAGGCUGAGGAGACACAGGAGUCCAAGCCAAAGCAGAGUGUCACCUCACUUAACCAACAGGAGACUGGGGCCAGAAGCUCAGGGAGCUCCCCAGACACGGGUGAUGCUCAGGACAACACUGACAGUGCCAAGCAGCAUCAGGAGCAGACUCUGCGAGCCGCCACCAUGCAGGUACAGCGUGGGCAGUUCCGGGACCAGCAAGUUUCAGUGUGGAAAGUCCUGUUCUCCUCGUACCUAAGUGAGACCCGCCGGGAGGAGCUCCUUGCCCAGCACUUGGCUGGCAGGCUGGGUGUGAGUGAACUAAUUUCCCUCCUCAUCCAAAUCAUCGAGGAGACAGAAGAGCGGCUUAGCAAGGUGUCUUUCCCUGGCCUGAGGCGCCAGGUGUCCGCUUCUGAGUUGUAUACCUCUGGUAUCCUUGACCGGGACACCAUGCGAGAACUGGCACAGGGCACCAAGACCAUUCAUGAGGUGACAGAGAUGGACUCUGUCAAGCGCUACCUUGGGGGUACCAGCUGCAUAGCGGGUGUCCUGGUGCCUGUCCAGGGAGAGCCUGCCCGUCAGGAGAAGAUGAGCAUCUACCAGGCCAUGUGGAAGGGAGUGCUGAGGCCUGGCACAGCCCUGGUUCUGCUGGAGGCUCAGGCGGCCACUGGCUUCAUCAUCGACCCAGUGCACAACCGCAGACUGUCUGUGGAGGAGGCAGUGGCCGCUGGCGUGGUGGGUGGUGAGAUCCAAGAGAAGCUGCUGUCAGCUGAGCGUGCUGUCACUGGCUACACGGACCCCUACAACGGUGAGCAGAUCUCCCUCUUCCAGGCCAUGCAGAGGGACCUCAUUGUGAAAGACCAUGGCAUUCGUCUGCUGGAAGCCCAGAUUGCCACGGGUGGUGUCAUCGACCCUGUGCAUAGCCACCGUGUGCCCGUGGACGUGGCCUACCAACGUGGCUACUUUGAUGAGGAGAUGAACAGCAUUUUGGCUGACCCUGGAGAUGACACCAAGGGCUUCUUUGACCCCAACACCCACGAGAACCUCACUUACCUGCAGCUGCUGCGUCGCUGCGUGCGGGACCCUGAGACUGGGCUCUACAUGCUGCAGCUGGCAGGAAAGGGCUCCAGUGUGCACCACCUGAGUGAGGAACUGAGGCGAGCCCUUCGUGAAGCCCGUUUGACCCCAGCCACAGGCGACUUCCAGGGCCAGAGCAUCUCUGUCUGGGAGCUUCUCUUCUACCGAGAGGUGCCUGAGAGUCUGCGCCAGGAUCUGCUGCGUCGGUACCAGGCAGGUGGGCUGACCGUUCAGGAUGUGAGCACCACACUCACCUCACUGCUGGCCCAAGCCAAGGAUGGGAGCCCACGGGCGGAUCCACAAGGAACCCUGGGUCAGGCCACCAUGGAAGUAAAACGCGGUCAUCUCCAGGGCCAUGAGGUCCCAGUGUGGGACAUCCUGACAUCCAAUUAUGUGAGCAGGGACACCCGGAAAGAGCUGCUGGCCCAGUUCAGCUCUGGGACACUGACUCUACCCAUGCUGAAGAGGAGACUGACCACCAUUAUUGAGGAGGCUGAGGAGACACAGGAGUCCAAGCCAAAGCAGAGUGUCACCUCACUUAACCAACAGGAGACUGGGGCCAGAAGCUCAGGGAGCUCCCCAGACACGGGUGAUGCUCAGGACAACACUGACAGUGCCAAGCAGCAUCAGGAGCAGACUCUGCGUGCCGCCACCAUGCAGGUACAGCGUGGGCAGUUCCGGGACCAGCAAGUUUCAGUGUGGAAAGUCCUGUUCUCCUCGUACCUAAGUGAGACCCGCCGGGAGGAGCUCCUUGCCCAGCACUUGGCUGGCAGGCUGGGUGUGAAUGAACUAAUUUCCCUCCUCAUCCAAAUCAUCGAGGAGACAGAAGAGCGGCUUAGCAAGGUGUCUUUCCCUGGCCUGAGGCGCCAGGUGUCCGCUUCUGAGUUGUAUACCUCUGGUAUCCUUGACCGGGACACCAUGCGAGAACUGGCACAGGGCACCAAGACCAUUCAUGAGGUGACAGAGAUGGACUCUGUCAAGCGCUACCUUGGGGGUACCAGCUGCAUAGCGGGUGUCCUGGUGCCUGUCCAGGGAGAGCCUGCCCGUCAGGAGAAGAUGAGCAUCUACCAGGCCAUGUGGAAGGGAGUGCUGAGGCCUGGCACAGCCCUGGUUCUGCUGGAGGCUCAGGCGGCCACUGGCUUCAUCAUCGACCCAGUGCACAACCGCAGACUGUCUGUGGAGGAGGCAGUGGCCGCUGGCGUGGUGGGUGGUGAGAUCCAAGAGAAGCUGCUGUCAGCUGAGCGUGCUGUCACUGGCUACACGGACCCCUACAACGGUGAGCAGAUCUCCCUCUUCCAGGCCAUGCAGAGGGACCUCAUUGUGAAAGACCAUGGCAUUCGUCUGCUGGAAGCCCAGAUUGCCACGGGUGGUGUCAUCGACCCUGUGCAUAGCCACCGUGUGCCCGUGGACGUGGCCUACCAACGUGGCUACUUUGAUGAGGAGAUGAACAGCAUUUUGGCUGACCCUGGAGAUGACACCAAGGGCUUCUUUGACCCCAACACCCACGAGAACCUCACUUACCUGCAGCUGCUGCGUCGCUGCGUGCGGGACCCUGAGACUGGGCUCUACAUGCUGCAGCUGGCAGGAAAGGGCUCCAGUGUGCACCACCUGAGUGAGGAACUGAGGCGAGCCCUUCGUGAAGCCCGUGUGACCCCAGCCACAGGUGACUUCCAGGGCCAGAGCAUCUCUGUCUGGGAGCUUCUCUUCUACCGAGAGGUGCCUGAGAGUCUGCGCCAGGAUCUGCUGCGUCGGUACCAGGCAGGUGGGCUGACCGUUCAGGAUGUGAGCACCACACUCACCUCACUGCUGGCCCGAGCCAAGGAUGGGAGCCCACGGGCGGAUCCACAAGGAACCCUGGGUCAGGCCACCAUGGAAGUAAAACGCGGUCAUCUCCAGGGCCAUGAGGUCCCAGUGUGGGACAUCCUGACAUCCAAUUAUGUGAGCAGGGACACCCGGAAGGAGCUGCUGGCCCAGUUCAGCUCUGGGACACUGACUCUACCCAUGCUGAAGAGGAGACUGACCACCAUUAUUGAGGAGGCUGAGGAGACACAGGAGUCCAAGCCAAAGCAGAGUGUCACCUCACUUAACCAACAGGAGACUGGGGCCAGAAGCUCAGGGAGCUCCCCAGACACGGGUGAUGCUCAGGACAACACUGACAGUGCCAAGCAGCAUCAGGAGCAGACUCUGCGAGCCGCCACCAUGCAGGUACAGCGUGGGCAGUUCCGGGACCAGCAAGUUUCAGUGUGGAAAGUCCUGUUCUCCUCGUACCUAAGUGAGACCCGCCGGGAGGAGCUCCUUGCCCAGCACUUGGCUGGCAGGCUGGGUGUGAAUGAACUAAUUUCCCUCCUCAUCCAAAUCAUCGAGGAGACAGAAGAGCGGCUCAGCAAGGUGUCUUUCCCUGGCCUGAGGCGCCAGGUGUCCGCUUCUGAGUUGUGUACCUCUGGUAUCCUUGACCGGGACACCAUGCGAGAACUGGCACAGGGCACCAAGACCAUUCAUGAGGUGACAGAGAUGGACUCUGUCAAGCGCUACCUUGGGGGUACCAGCUGCAUAGCGGGUGUCCUGGUGCCUGUCCAGGGAGAGCCUGGCCGUCAGGAGAAGAUGAGCAUCUACCAGGCCAUGUGGAAGGGAGUGCUGAGGCCUGGCACAGCCCUGGUUCUGCUGGAGGCUCAGGCGGCCACCGGCUUCAUCAUUGACCCAGUGCACAACCGCAGACUGUCUGUGGAGGAGGCAGUGGCCGCUGGCGUGGUGGGUGGUGAGAUCCAAGAGAAGCUGCUGUCAGCUGAGCGUGCUGUCACUGGCUACACGGACCCCUACAACGGUGAGCAGAUCUCCCUCUUCCAGGCCAUGCAGAGGGACCUCAUUGUCAAGAACCAUGGCAUUCGUCUGCUGGAAGCCCAGAUUGCCACGGGUGGUGUCAUCGACCCUGUGCACAGCCACCGUGUGCCCGUGGACGUGGCCUACCAACGUGGCUACUUUGAUGAGGAGAUGAACAGCAUUUUGGCUGACCCUGGAGAUGACACCAAGGGCUUCUUUGACCCCAACACCCACGAGAACCUCACUUACCUGCAGCUGCUGCGUCGCUGCGUGCGGGACCCUGAGACUGGGCUCUACAUGCUGCAGCUGGCAGGAAAGGGCUCCAGUGUGCACCACCUGAGUGAGGAACUGAGGCGAGCCCUUCGUGAAGCCCGUGUGACCCCAGCCACAGGCGACUUCCAGGGCCAGAGCAUCUCUGUCUGGGAGCUUCUCUUCUACCGAGAGGUGCCUGAGAGUCUGCGCCAGGAUCUGCUGCGUCGGUACCAGGCAGGUGGGCUGACCAUUCAGGAUGUGAGCACCACACUCACCUCACUGCUGGCCCGAGCCAAGGAUGGGAGCCCACGGGCGGAUCCACAAGGAACCCUGGGUCAGGCCACCAUGGAAGUAAAACGCGGUCAUCUCCAGGGCCAUGAGGUCCCAGUGUGGGACAUCCUGACAUCCAAUUAUGUGAGCAGGGACACCCGGAAGGAGCUGCUGGCCCAGUUCAGCUCUGGGACACUGACUCUACCCAUGCUGAAGAGGAGACUGACCACCAUUAUUGAGGAGGCUGAGGAGACACAGGAGUCCAAGCCAAAGCAGAGUGUCACCUCACUUAACCAACAGGAGACUGGGGCCAGAAGCUCAGGGAGCUCCCCAGACACGGGUGAUGCUCAGGACAACACUGACAGUGCCAAGCAGCAUCAGGAGCAGACUCUGCGUGCCGCCACCAUGCAGGUACAGCGUGGGCAGUUCCGGGACCAGCAAGUUUCAGUGUGGAAAGUCCUGUUCUCCUCGUACCUAAGUGAGACCCGCCGGGAGGAGCUCCUUGCCCAGCACUUGGCUGGCAGGCUGGGUGUGAAUGAACUAAUUUCCCUCCUCAUCCAAAUCAUCGAGGAGACAGAAGAGCGGCUUAGCAAGGUGUCUUUCCCUGGCCUGAGGCGCCAGGUGUCCGCUUCUGAGUUGUAUACCUCUGGUAUCCUUGACCGGGACACCAUGCGAGAACUGGCACAGGGCACCAAGACCAUUCAUGAGGUGACAGAGAUGGACUCUGUCAAGCGCUACCUUGGGGGUACCAGCUGCAUAGCGGGUGUCCUGGUGCCUGUCCAGGGAGAGCCUGGCCGUCAGGAGAAGAUGAGCAUCUACCAGGCCAUGUGGAAGGGAGUGCUGAGGCCUGGCACAGCCCUGGUUCUGCUGGAGGCUCAGGCGGCCACUGGCUUCAUCAUCGACCCAGUGCACAACCGCAGACUGUCUGUGGAGGAGGCAGUGGCCGCUGGCGUGGUGGGUGGUGAGAUCCAAGAGAAGCUGCUGUCAGCUGAGCGUGCUGUCACUGGCUACACGGACCCCUACAACGGUGAGCAGAUCUCCCUCUUCCAGGCCAUGCAGAGGGACCUCAUUGUGAAAGACCAUGGCAUUCGUCUGCUGGAAGCCCAGAUUGCCACGGGUGGUGUCAUCGACCCUGUGCAUAGCCACCGUGUGCCCGUGGAUGUGGCCUACCAACGUGGCUACUUUGAUGAGGAGAUGAACAGCAUUUUGGCUGACCCUGGAGAUGACACCAAGGGCUUCUUUGACCCCAACACCCACGAGAACCUCACAUACCUACAACUUUUGCAGAGAGCUACAGCUGACCCUGAGACUGGAUUGUUGUUUCUCUCCCUGUCUAAGGACUGAAUAUCUUUUUGUGACUCUCCGAGCAUUGUGCAUUUCAGCAUUGUCAUAGACAUUGUCUUGGAUCCUCAGGUUCCCUCUAUACUUUUAUAUCGCAUGGUUUGUUUAUCAGGGUUCUGGUUAUGUAUCUUUCCUCCUCCCCUGUCUGCUUCUCAAUGGUAAUUUUUUGUCCCAUACAUGUUCUCCCUCCUUUUGUUGUUGGGUUUUUUUUUUUUUUCUCUACAAUUUUCUUGCGUUUUUGUCUUUUUUGUUUUUCUUUUUCUUUUUCUCAGAGCUGUGGACCCAACCCAGGUCCUUGGGCUUCCCAGCUAAGCGUCCUACCACUGAGCUCAAUCCCCAACCCGCCCUGUCUUGUUUCUUAGGACUGUUUUCCAUUGUUUUGAUGGCAGCAUUAGCUUGGAGGGAGGCCUUUGGUUGCUGUUCUGACAGAAGGUUCCCCUGUUGUAGUCUUGGCUCUCCUGGUACUCACUCUGUUCAAC
Molecule: messenger RNA, 17033 nt
Organism: Arvicanthis niloticus (Nile rat)
Lineage: Eukaryota; Metazoa; Chordata; Mammalia; Rodentia; Muridae
Gene: Eppk1
Product: epiplakin 1
Biological process (GO): wound healing; intermediate filament bundle assembly
Cellular component (GO): cytoplasm; membrane; cell junction
Molecular function (GO): keratin filament binding; structural molecule activity
Source: RefSeq, a predicted model, not a curated record